CUAAAUUCUGUCGAAGAUUUUUGAGAUCUUGUAGAGCCCUUUUUGCUAGACGUCCUUCAGGAGUUGUAGCAGGUUCUAAAAGUAUCAUACUCAAAGACUUCUUCAAAUAACUUUCUGCUUCUUCCAGUCGUUUUGUCAUCUCUUCGAGAGUUAUUUCUCGUGCUACAUAAUUUCGGUCUGCGAGAAUCAUUAUUGAAUAUGGCUCCACCCACAUAUGGAGAUUUAGGCAAAAGUGCUCGUGAUGUUUUUGGUAAAGGAUACCAUUUUGGUCUAUUGAAGCUUGAUGUCAAGACCAAAACUGAUUCAGGAGUUGAAUUUUCCAGCGGUGGAUUUUCUAAUCAAGACACUGGAGUCGUUGUCGGAAAUUUAGAGACAAAAUAUAAAAUCAAAGAAUAUGGAUUAACUCUUACUGAAAAAUGGAAUACAGACAAUCUUCUUGAAACUAGUAUUACCAUUGCAGAUAAACUUUUGCAAGGACUUAGCAUUGGUUACAGCUGCACUUUCUCUCCUCAAACCGGGAGUAAAACUGGUCAAUUAAAAACUACAUAUAAACAUGAAAAUAUUUCGGCUACUACAGACCUUGAUCUCAGCUUGAACAGUGCUCCAUUGAUUCACUCAACAGCCGUUAUUGGUUAUCAAGGAUGGCUGGCUGGUUAUCAGACAUCAUUUGAUGCUCAAAGAAGCAAAAUUACGAAAAAUAAUGUUGCCCUCGGUUUCACGGGGAAAGACUUUUCCAUCCAUUCUUCCGUAAACAAUGGCCGCGAGUUCAAUGGUUCGAUUUACCACAAAGUCAAGCCUGGACUUGAAGGUGCCAUCAGCAUUGCCUGGAACUCAAGCAAUAAUGCAACUCAAUUUGGUCUCGGUACCAAAUACGAUCUUGAUAAUGAUGCCUGUUUGAGAGCUAAAGUCAAUUCUCAACUCCAAAUUGGUUUGGGAUAUCAGCAGAAACUUCGUGAUGGAGUUACUUUGAGUCUUUCAACAAACAUUGAUGGCAAAAACUUCAGCUCUGGUGGUCACAAGAUUGGUAUGGCUUUGGAUCUGGAAGCCUAAACAUCGAAGUUUACAAAAAAAAAAAUAAGAUAAAAAAAUUUUUCCCCAUUCGAAUAAUUACUUUAAAUACUGAUGUCGUAAUAAAAAAAUAAUAUACGACAUUUGUCAUGGAUCGAUUUAAUAUGUAUUGUAAUGGUAGAUAAGUUUACCCGAAAUAACCGGGUGCCUUGCAGAAUCACCUACUGAAAGACAGGCUAAUUUAAAAAGAAAAAAAAAUGAUUACUAAGCAAUCAAUAAAAUAUUAGAGUUGCAAUUGUUGCAGAAUAUUAGUUGGGUUAUGAUAAACGAUUUGAUAAUCGUUAAAAGACAAAAAAUUAUUUUCUUUCAUUGCUUAGAUAGUAUUUGCUCGCUUAGAGCAUUGAAUCAGAAAGUUAUCUGAACUUCUUAGAUAUAAAAAAAAAAAUAGUUUUGCUUUCUAAGUCACACAGCCGCACUAUUAUCGUUAUAAAUAUCGAGUCUUUAUGAAUUAUUAGAUUUAUUUUCUAUUGUAAAAUUGUAAAACAUUCACCUCGACUUUAUUGUAUCUACCCAUAAUUUCAUCAUGUUUUCUUUUCGAUUAAUGUCGUUAAGUCUGAUUUAAUCACUUGAAUAAUUUACAAAAUAAAGUCAAACACGGUUAUUAUGUUAAGCUAUUGGAGUAUUUGUUUAUUAAACUUUUUCACUGCUUUCGCAGGAGACUCACAGCAA
This is a messenger RNA of Chelonus insularis, 1737 nucleotides long. Its product is annotated as voltage-dependent anion-selective channel-like. Bases 199 to 1050 code for a protein of 283 amino acids. Lineage: Eukaryota; Metazoa; Arthropoda; Insecta; Hymenoptera; Braconidae. Gene Ontology annotation, cellular component: mitochondrial outer membrane. The transcript is spliced from 6 exons. Gene Ontology annotation, molecular function: voltage-gated monoatomic anion channel activity. Gene Ontology annotation, biological process: monoatomic anion transmembrane transport. The record is from RefSeq and is a predicted model, not a curated record.